GCGCUCUGACCGACCGUCAUACCGCCUACCAUGGCCUCCCCCUCGCCGUCCCCGCCCCGCCGCACACCCACCACCGGCGGGAGGCAGUCCCCCUUCUUCCGCGACCUCGCCCGUGCCAUCCCUUCCCACCGGACCUCCGGGUCCCUCGACCCCUCAUCCACGCCGCCGCCGCCGCCGCCCCUUUUCACCCUCGACGACCGCCUAUACGCACAGGAUUUCUCCCCUGAUCGAUCCGCCUCCAACCUCCUCCCCGUCGCUCCAUCCCCAUCCCCACCCACGCGCGCUUCCUCCGCCAGCCGCCCGCCCUCAUGGGACCGGUCCCGCGGCAUCCCCCCCGGUCCGUGCUCGCUGGGUGACUGGCUCGUGGAGCCGGCCCGUAAAGAGGUCCUCGCGCUGCCCCCGCCAUCGCCGCCUCCUACUCGUGCGGCGAACGAGGAGGUGCGAUCGCCGGUGAUCCCGUUGCCUGCGCCGCCCAGGACGGCUCCAUCAGCGAGCGUCACGGGGGCCGACGGGGAGGAGUGGGUCACCGUGUUCGGAUUCACCGCGAGGGAGACCAACCUUGUUCUGCGAGAGUUUGGGAAGUGCGGAGUGAUACUGAGACACUGCUCUGGCCCAAGAGAUCUUAAUUGGCUUCACAUAUUGUAUCAGCACCAAUACGAUGCUCGAAGGGCCCUUGAAAAGAAUGGAAUCCAGCUGUUUAGUGGCGUUGCAAUUGGGGUUAAAAUUACUGAUCCAGCGCAGCUGCAAAUGGAUGAGAAGAUGAGUGAGAGCAAUUAUAAAGGUUUCAUGGUUUCCUUGCCUUCGAAAUCAUCUAUCCAGAAUGCAGGGGCAUCAAGCAAUUUAGGAGAUCUCCCACGUCCCUAUGACCCAAAAGCUGGCAGAAAUAUUAACAGAGACAUGGGUUGUUCAACAGGAAGUGUUGCCAUGCCAGCAAAAUCAGUAUUGGUGAAAACUAUGGACUUGAUUUUUGGCAUUUGAUAUGCAGUGCUGGAGAUUUUACAAUCUUUUUCCUCCCUUGCUCAUCACUUCUGUGGAGUAAUUUUUUAUCACUGCAUGUGCUGAUCUGCGAGUUCCUUAUUUCUAGUGUCCGAAGAUGUUGUUUUUCACUGCAGAUGGAGUAGUUCUUUUCCCCAGCAUCUGCGCAUAUCCAUUCAUGGGUUUUGUUGUGUAGCAUUUACAAUGUGAAAUGUUUGCGCUGGCUAUGUAAAUGUUGGAUUGGCUAUGUAAUACCUUUCUAAAGUGGCGAAGUGUAAAAGGGUCUUGAUUAUACAUGGUGUUCUACUCAGACCAGAAAUGAUGGCCAGUCAUUUUUUAUUGCUUCAUGCUGUU
Molecule: messenger RNA, 1329 nt
Organism: Triticum urartu
Lineage: Eukaryota; Viridiplantae; Streptophyta; Magnoliopsida; Poales; Poaceae
Product: nuclear pore complex protein NUP35
Biological process (GO): NLS-bearing protein import into nucleus; nuclear pore organization
Cellular component (GO): nuclear membrane; nuclear pore central transport channel; nuclear pore nuclear basket
Molecular function (GO): structural constituent of nuclear pore; nucleic acid binding; phospholipid binding
Source: RefSeq, a predicted model, not a curated record